AUGCAUAGUCAACCUUCGUCAGACCAGGAGAAACCGUCGAGCUCCGCCCUGGAACAUGUAGCCGAAAGCUCCCUGGAAGCCGUGGACGAAAAGCGGCUACAUGAUGAGGCACUGCCCGCGUAUAGUGUCGAGAUGGAGAAUCGAAUCCUCCGCAAGAUGGACCUUCGUAUCAUUCCAAUGCUGGCCGUGCUAUACCUGCUCGCCUUCCUGGAUCGGGGGAAUAUUGGCAACGCGAAAAUCGAGGGAUUGCUGGACGAUUUGAAUAUAACGGGGCCGCAGUACAAUUGGUGUUUGACGGUGUUCUUUUUCACCUACUGUGCAUUUGAGCUGCCCAGUAACCUGUUGCUGAAGAAAAUGAGGCCGUCAAGGUGGUUACCGUUACUCAUGGUCGCGUGGGGUAUUGUUAUGACAUUGAUGGGUGUUGUUCACAAUUACGCAGGACUAUUGUCCACGCGUAUUUUCUUGGGUGUUGCCGAGGCUGGUCUUUAUCCCGGAGUUGCAUACUACAUCACCCUGUGGUACCCUCGACACCGGGCUCAGUACCGACAGGCCUUGUUUUUUAGUGCUGCCAGUAUUGCCGGUGCAUUCUCAGGACUUCUAGCGUACGGAAUUGCAAAAAUGGACGGAGUUGGGGGCUACGCCGGCUGGCGCUGGAUUUUCAUUUUGGAAGGCCUGCUCACUGUAUUAGUAGCAUGCAUCGCUCCGUUUGCCAUCCAUGACUCUCCCGAAACCGCCAAAUUCCUUACAGAGGAAGAACGAACAUUCGUGCUUCACAUGCUGCGUACUCACAACACAGGAGGAACGUCGGAAGCUACCGAAUUUCGUAUGAAAUAUGUAGUUGACGCCCUCCUCGACUGGCAGAUUUACGUGUCCAUAAUUGUGUACUGGGGUAUUACCUGUCCUCUCUACGGUAUCUCGCUUUUCCUCCCCUCCAUCAUCAAGGAUCUCGGAUAUACAUCGUCGACAGCCCAAUUGCUCACAGUCCCAAUCUACAUCACGGCGGCUGUAGUCGCCGUCAUCGCUGCUUGGCUAUCGGAUCGCCGAAAGCAACGAUCGCCAUUUGUUCUCUUCUUCAUGUGUCUCAUCGCUGCCGGAUUCAUUAUCGUGCUUGCCUCAACCGGAAGAGGUGUCCCUGGCGUGGUGUACUUCGGUGUAUUCGUCUCAGUUGUGGGUAUCUAUCCCGCUUUUCCAGGAAACAUCACCUGGCUCAGUGCCAACCUCGCCGGCGACUACAAGCGCGCCUCUGGAAUGGCCAUUCAGAUUGGCCUGGGUAAUUUGGCUGGUGCGAUGGCAUCAAAUUUCUACCGCGCGCAAGACGCACCGAACUAUAUACUCGGACAUUCCCUGGAACUGGGCUUUUGUGUCGCUGGCAUGAUCGCCGCGGUUAUGCUUCGUCUAUCAUAUAAAACGAUUAACCGGAAACGAGAUCAGAUGGAUGUAUCAGGGCAGGACAAGGCUGAGAUGGAGAAGAUGGGGGAUCGGUCGCCGAUGUUUCGAUAUAUGUUAUAG
Aspergillus pseudonomiae is the source of this 1509-nucleotide messenger RNA. Its product is annotated as allantoate permease family MFS transporter. The transcript is spliced from 8 exons. Bases 1 to 1509 code for a protein of 502 amino acids. Gene Ontology annotation, molecular function: transmembrane transporter activity. Gene Ontology annotation, biological process: transmembrane transport. The record is from RefSeq and is a predicted model, not a curated record. Lineage: Eukaryota; Fungi; Ascomycota; Eurotiomycetes; Eurotiales; Aspergillaceae. Gene Ontology annotation, cellular component: membrane.